AUGACGGUCGUUUGGCCCAAAAAGGUUCAAGCUUCACGAAUGUUUUUUGAAAAUAUGCCAACUGCAGAGGCUCGACUGUUACGAUCAAAAUAUCCCAACCAAAUUCCAACACCAAUCAAACUCAAGAGUCGGAUUAGCCAAUAUACCUUGUGUCAGAAAAAAAGGAACACAAACACCGGAAGAAAAAGGUUGCUCGGUCACCGGAGUGCUCUUGUCUCGGCUUGGUUGAUUGCUGAAAAAGGCUCUCCUCUAUGUAUGCAGUCGAACGCAUUUCGAGGUCGGAGAAAAUUGCAGGAAAAAUCGAGGAUUUUCACGAGUGAAAUUGAGGGUGAGAUACGGAGGGAGAUCUUAGGGCUGACUGAGGAUUUUAAAGGAGAAGGAUUGGCUACAAAAAAAUCCCGAUGGACCUUCUGA
This is a messenger RNA of Striga asiatica, 414 nucleotides long. NCBI's taxonomy places the organism in Eukaryota, Viridiplantae, Streptophyta, Magnoliopsida, Lamiales, Orobanchaceae. The record is from the annotation of a GenBank genome assembly.